UGAGGGUGUGCGAGAUUCCCACUGUCGCUUCGUUUUGUGGUGCCCCUGCACACGAUUGUUCACCAUGACAGAUAGGCACAUCCGAACUGGAUGAGGUGAAAAGGUGGUAUGGAUCUAUUGACAAUAAUGAGGCAAAUGUAAACACACCAAGGGUCAUGAAUUACCCGGCUGCUCGAAGGCUAGCUGUCUCUGUAAUUUUCCUUUCUUGUGUGGCAACGCUGUCAAAUGCAGGUAUGUACGAGAAACGCUUAUUGGCUCAUUUGUUCAACCAAUCACGCUGGGACGCCCAUAAUCCAUUGGAAAGACCCACUGCGCAUGAAGGCAAACCACUUCAGGUGUUCCUCAAGUGCUUUCUCAACCAGAUAAUGGACAUGGAUGAAAAGAAUCAAAUCUUAUCGACGAUUAUGUGGCUGGACAUGAAAUGGACGGAUUACCACUUCAAGUGGGACGCUAGUCAGUUCGCUAACAUACGGCAGAUAAACUUGCCCCCGAAUCGAAUGUGGAAACCGGAUCUUCUACUUUACAACAGUGCAAGCGAGAAAUUCGACCAAGUCUUUCCGACCAACCUCGUCGUCCUCAAUACCGGAGAAAUCAGCUGGAUUCCUCCGGGUCUUUUUCACUCCAUUUGCACAGUCAAAGUGAACUGGUUCCCCUUCGAUUCGCAGAGCUGCGCUUUAAAAUUUGGAACCUGGACUUAUCAAGGUAACACGGUGGACUUAAAGCUUCAAUGUGACAACGACACCGGUGAACUGCAGGAAUGUAACUUCCACAACGACGUGGAUCUUUCUGCUUAUCUAGCACACAGUGAAUGGGCUUUGGAGAGUGCCACCAUCAAACGAAACGUCGACAGUUACGGCACAACAAAUCAAAAGUAUAUCGACGUGACAAUUUAUGUGCACAUACAACGCAGAGCUUUGUACUACAUGUUCAAUAUUAUCGUUCCGUGUAUGAUCAUGUCUGUGAUGUCUUUGCUGGUGUUUACUCUGCCACCGGACGCCAACGAGAAGAUUGUUCUGGGCGUGACCACCUUACUUUCGUUGACCAUGCUAUUACAGCUUGUUGGAGACAAGUUACCACAGACGUCAGCAGGCAAUCCUGUUUUGGUGCUCUACUUUACAUGCACCAUCAUCCUGUGCUCGCUGUCAUUGGUGUUCGCUGUGGUGCUGCUCAAUUCGCACCAUCACACCGGAGGGAUACUUCACGUCCCAUGGCUGCUUGCCCGCGGGCGUCACGGUAACACGUUAACAGCAUUACACGUCAUCUCUCGGAUUGAUCCCUUGCUUCGCUGCCUCGCCAUAGCAUGUGUAGGUUACUCCCACUUUUUUACUGAUUUACUUGAUGUUUUAUGCUGA
Messenger RNA from Dicrocoelium dendriticum, 1352 nucleotides. NCBI's taxonomy places the organism in Eukaryota, Metazoa, Platyhelminthes, Trematoda, Plagiorchiida, Dicrocoeliidae. The record is from the annotation of a GenBank genome assembly.